GGCUCUGGGCGCAGCCCCCGCCCGGAGCGAGUAGGAGGAGGAGCUGCGGCGGCCGCAGCCACUCCGGCAGGUCCGCGGUACUGCCAGAACCCGCCGACGGCGCGGGCUGCUGGUCCCCGCGCGGUGGAGGCGCCGGCGGCCCCGGGACCAUGGAGCCUUGUGACGCGGCGCGCCCCGGCUUCGAUCGGGUUGCCGGGGCGCCGCCGCGGCGGCUGCUGCUGCCGCCGUUGCUGCUGUCGCUGCUGCUGGGUCGGGGGCUACGAGUCGCGGCCGCGGCCUCGGCCUCCUCUGGGGCGGCGGCCGAGGACAGCAGCGCCAUGGAGGAGCUCGCUACUGAGAAGGAGGCGGAGGAGAGCCACCGGCAAGACAGCGUGAGCCUGCUCACCUUCAUCCUGCUGCUCACGCUCACCAUCCUCACCAUCUGGCUCUUCAAGCACCGCCGAGUGCGCUUUCUGCACGAGACCGGGCUGGCCAUGAUCUAUGGGCUCAUUGUUGGGGUGAUCCUGAGGUAUGGUACCCCGGCUACCAGUGGCCGUGACAAAUCACUCAGCUGCACUCAGGAAGACAGGGCCUUCAGCACCUUAUUAGUGAAUGUCAGCGGAAAGUUCUUCGAAUACACUCUGAAAGGAGAAAUCAGCCCUGGCAAGAUCAACAGCGUAGAGCAAAAUGACAUGCUACGGAAGGUAACAUUUGAUCCAGAGGUAUUUUUCAACAUUCUUCUGCCUCCAAUUAUUUUCCAUGCUGGAUACAGCUUAAAGAAGAGACACUUUUUUAGAAAUCUCGGGUCUAUUCUGGCCUAUGCCUUCUUGGGGACUGCUGUUUCGUGCUUCAUUAUUGGAAAUCUCAUGUAUGGUGUGGUGAAGCUCAUGAAGAUUAUGGGACAGCUCUCAGAUAAAUUUUAUUACACAGAUUGUCUCUUUUUUGGAGCAAUCAUCUCUGCCACUGACCCAGUGACUGUGCUGGCAAUAUUUAAUGAAUUGCAUGCAGACGUGGAUCUUUACGCACUUCUGUUUGGAGAGAGCGUCCUAAAUGAUGCUGUUGCUAUUGUACUGUCCUCGUCUAUUGUUGCCUACCAGCCAGCAGGACUGAACACUCAUGCCUUUGAUGCUGCUGCCUUUUUUAAGUCAGUUGGCAUUUUUCUAGGUAUAUUUAGUGGCUCUUUUACCAUGGGAGCUGUGACUGGUGUUGUGACUGCUCUAGUGACCAAGUUUACCAAACUGCACUGCUUCCCCCUGCUGGAGACAGCACUCUUCUUCCUCAUGUCCUGGAGCACAUUUCUCUUAGCAGAAGCCUGCGGAUUUACAGGUGUUGUAGCUGUCCUUUUCUGUGGAAUCACACAAGCUCAUUACACCUACAACAAUCUGUCGGUGGAAUCAAGAAGUCGAACCAAGCAGCUCUUUGAGGUGUUACAUUUCCUGGCAGAGAACUUUAUCUUCUCCUACAUGGGCCUCGCGUUGUUUACCUUCCAGAAGCACGUUUUCAGCCCCGUUUUCAUCAUUGGAGCUUUUGUUGCCAUCUUCCUGGGCAGAGCUGCACACAUCUACCCGCUCUCCUUCUUCCUCAACUUGGGCAGAAGGCAUAAGAUUGGCUGGAAUUUUCAACACAUGAUGAUGUUUUCAGGCCUCAGGGGAGCAAUGGCAUUUGCGUUGGCCAUCCGUGACACGGCAUCCUAUGCUCGCCAGAUGAUGUUCACGACCACCCUUCUCAUCGUGUUCUUCACUGUCUGGAUCAUUGGAGGAGGCACGACACCCAUGUUGUCAUGGCUUAACAUCAGAGUUGGCGUCGAGGAGCCCUCCGAAGAGGACCAGAACGAACACCACUGGCUGUACUUCAGAGUUGGUGUUGACCCUGAUCAAGACCCACCACCCAACAAUGACAGCUUUCAAGUCUUACAAGGGGAUGGCCCAGAUUCUGCCAGAGGAAAUCGGACAAAACAGGAGAGCGCAUGGAUAUUCAGGCUGUGGUACAGCUUUGAUCACAAUUACCUGAAGCCCAUCCUCACACACAGCGGCCCCCCUCUAACCACCACUCUCCCUGCCUGGUGUGGCUUGCUAGCUCGAUGUCUGACCAGUCCCCAGGUGUAUGAUAACCAAGAGCCACUGAGAGAGGAAGACUCCGAUUUCAUCCUGACUGAAGGCGACCUCACGUUGACCUACGGGGACAGCACAGUGACUGCAAAUGGCUCCUCAGGUUCGCACACCGGCUCCACAAGUCUGGAGGGCAGCCGCAGAACGAAGAGCAGCUCAGAGGAAGUGCUGGAGCGAGACCUGGGAAUGGGAGACCAGAAGGUUUCGAGCCGGGGCACCCGCCUAGUGUUUCCUCUGGAAGAUAAUGCUUGACUUUCCCCCCAAACCCUGGUGCAGUGGGGUAGGCUCCCAAUGGGGUGAGGACGGCUGCAAGCCCUAGUGUUGUUUGAGGUGGGGCAGUGACUAGAUAGAACUAACUCUUCUAUUUUAUUGGAGUCUGAAGCUAACUUAACACUUAAAAUUUAACUCACGAUGCAGAUGGUGAGGCAAAAGUCUCUAAAUUCAGACAAACAUGACCUAUUCCCACUUUUUUCACAUAGUAGUACGCUGUUUCAGAGUUAAACAAAAAAAAUAGCAUGCUUUAAUGGUCUCUUAAUUCAUUCACCUGCAGUAUCUGAGCAAGGCGGGGCAGGUGCUGGGCGAAGGGCUUCCUCACAUGAGAGGCUGCAUCUCAGUGCACAGCAGUGCAAGUCAAGCUGACCAUAGAAAUAUCAAGUUAGGGGAGAACAGGCUGGAAGAAGGAUCGAGAAGGAAGGCAAUUGAGAUUGGAACUCCAAGGAUUAUGGGAAACUGGUGUUAAAUGGGACAGAAAACAUGGAAAAGCAAUUUGAGUGAAGGCUCUGGCAGCGAAGGCUGCAUGACUGCAACCUCAUAUGAGGAUUCCUGACUUUUAUGCUACCUGUGUUUCUUCUUGACUGAAGAUUUGAAAAUACAUCCAUGAACAUUUCAACAUGGAACAAGGCAUUAUGGUUCCUUCUCUGGCGAUGUCCGUAAAGAAGUAGUUACGAAAUGUUUAAAACCAAAGGCAAAUAGUGUUAUACUCUUAUUUCUUAAUUAAUCUGAGGAAAGGAGGUAUUUAGAAACCGAUGAUGGCAUCACUGCAAAAGGCAUCCAACUUUUGAGGGCUGCCAUAUGAACUGACAGCCUAGGAAGUAAUCACGAGGACGGAGCUAUCUACUGUGGGUUUAGAAAUAACACCAAAUUUUUUAGGAUGCUAUUACCUGGGGAAGAGAAGGCAGCAAGAAACCUACAGGGCACCAGACUAGAAUUCAGAGGGAAAGAAAUUUCAGUACAAAAAAUUAACUGCAAAGAAAUAUGAGUUAGUAGUCUCAAGACUGGGUAGAAUCCCAAAAUUUGAGCUGACAAACGCAUGAGAUUUCAGUGGCCACCUGAGGAAUCAGAGGGAAGUCAAUGGAACAUUGAGUAUCUUCAACCCACUAGAGAGUUCUGUCUUCUAUAAGCAUAGGAAUCUGGGUGUCUUGCAGAGAAGGGUCAUUUUCCUUGUCUCUGGGGAGGCUGCUGCACCAGCUUAACAUAUGGGUGUGAUUUGAAAGUUAGGUUUUCGGCCAGGCGCGGUGGCUCAUGCCUGUUUAAUCCCAGCACUUUGGGAGGCUGAGGUGGGCAGAUCACGAGGUCAGGAGUUUCAGAACAGCCUGGCCAAUAUGGUGAAACCCUGUCUCUACUAAAAAUACAAAAAUUAGCUGGGCAUGGUGGCACGUGCCUGUAGUCCCAGCUACUCUGGAAGCUGAGGCAGGAGAAUCGCGUGAACCUGGGAGGCAGAGGUUGCAGCGAGCCGUGAUCAUGCCAUUGCACUCCAGCCUGGGGGACAGAGCGAGACUCAGUCAAAAAAAAAAGAAAGAAGGAAAGUUAGGGUUUGGGUUCUUUCUGGAUGAGCUGUUCUCUGCCCACACCUGUAGUGCUGAAAUACUGAAAGACCUCUUGGGAAAAGUUUGAGUUUCUCCCCAUGUCUCUGUGCCUGCCUCAGCACUAGCAUAUUUUUGGCAACACAAUUUCUAAAAAAUGCUUUCAUAACAUGGGCUUUUUUCUUAUGAUGGCAGACAAAAGUUUCCCAAUCUGUCCAUCUAUAAUGGAAUCAGCCAUUUAAUCUUCUCACUUCGCAUGUUUAAUGUUAACGUUUAAGUAAGGCAUUGCUUCCCAGCUUUGUGUUUGAAUUGAUAAUUUGUACAAAUCAGGAAAAUAUGUAUUUAAUUAGGUUGAGCCAUCUGAAUUUGCUGAUAUUCGACUCUUAUGUAAAAACAGGAGUCGCAAUUUCAUAUGGUUCAAUAAAAUAAAAUUGAUACCUGGCACAGUGGCUUACGCCCAUAAUCCCAACACUUUGGGAGGCUGAGACAGGAGGAUCACUUGAGCUCAGGAGUUCAAGACCACACUGGGCAACAUGGCAAAACCCUGUCUCUACAAAAAUACAAAUAUGAGCCAGGCAUGAUGGCACAUGCCUGUAGUUCCAGCUACUUGGAAGGCUGAGGUGGGAAGAUCCCUUGAGCCCAAGAGGCAGAGGUUUCAGUGAGCUGAGAUCAUGCCACUGUAAUCCAGUCUGGGCAACAGAAUGAGACCCUGUAUCAAAAAUAAAAAAGAAAAAUACACACACAGUUGAAUGAUUUUUAUUCUCCUCUUUCAUUUUUAUCUACAAUAUAGUCCAUUUUGAUUUUAUGGUCAUCCAUUGGCUUUGGAAGUUUGAAAAAUGCUAAACAACCUACCCAGACCCAUGAGGCCUCAGGGUUACCCAGGCUAGUGAAGGACUUAAGAAUAAGAUCUCCACCCCACAGCCAGAGAAAGAGCUUUCCUAGCCCCUGGAAGGGAAGUUCUUAUGUCCUGGGGUUAGGUUGCAGACAGCAGCUGCCAGGCCUGGCAGAGCCCUGGAGAUACAUAUAUUAUACACGUGCUGGAGUCCAGAACCAGCAAGGAGUUUUUAUUUAGUACAGUUAUCUCACUAAUGACCAGUCAUUCUAUAUACCUCUAAAAGGGAAAGCUUGUUUUGUUUUCAUUUUGCAGAGAUGGAGAGAUAGGCUGCUUGGCUCUUUAUAAAGCUUUGCUUAUCUUAUGCGGAUUACUUAAUUUUGGAGAGAAAAAGCUAACAGACACACUCUGGUGGUGGUUCCUGAAAAGAGGCAACCAGGAAGGAUUUGGAUACACCCUAUCUUUUUUCACCUCAAGGCUUUUUUUUUGAGACGGAGUCUCACUCUGUCACCCAGGCUGGAGUGCAGUGGCGUGAUCUCAGCUCACUGCAAUCUCUGCCUCCUGGGUUCAAGCGAUUCUCCUGCCUCAGCCUCCGAGUAGCUGGGAUUACAGGUGGGCGCCACCACAUCCAGCUAAUUUUUUUUUUUUUUUGUAUUUUUAGUAGAGACGGGGUUUCACCACGUUGGCCAGGAUGGUCUUGAACUCCUGACCUCGUGAUCUGCCUGUCUCAGCCUCCCAAAGUGCUGGGAUUACAGGUGUGAGUCACCACGCCCAGCCGUUAUUGUGUUGUUCUUGUUGUUGUAUUUGAGAAAGCUUUUAGCAGAUUACAAGAAAUGAUUCUCUUAGGGAAGAAAAAUAAUCACCGAGUUUCCUUUCCUAGUCUUAGUUCAAUCCAUAGAGUGUUGUGUUUAUCCCCAAAGGGUCUUGUAGUCUUCAUUGCAAACGUUUGAUUCUGAUCUACUCACAUACAAGGAAAUGGAGAUUUGCCAAGACCAAAACUAGAGGGGCGGGCUUCCCAUCAGGGUUUUCCUGUGGGGAGAUGACAGGGGAAAUCCUAAUUAUGACUUGUCCUCUUCCCUGAAUUGCUGUUUACAGCAGUGUAGUUCCAAUGUAAACAACAGGGGUUGGGGAUGGUUUGUAUAGGACAGGAGCCCCACCCAGAAGGCCUACCCGGGUAAGAGAGGGCCCAGAACCUAGUUGCAGCAUUUGCCCAGUGACCCUACCCCAGCCUUUGUGUGUUAGGAAGCUGGAAACCCAGGCUGGUCUCCAUUUCUUGCCUUUGUCACUAACCCCAAGCUGUCAGGCAUUUGGACUCAGAACUGCUUUUCAGUGUUCUAAGUCCUUAUUUGAUUACAAAUAUUCAGUGAAUCGAAGUCAGUCACUUUGGUCCUAAUUUUUAGCCCGUUGAUCCAAAUUGUUGUUUGUAAGAUGUGGAAAAUAACCCUGACCUUACCAGGGGUCCUGAGAAUGUGAAUCCAUUCAUCAAAAUGGUUCCACAUCUAGAAGCAUUUUGCCUACACUGUGUGGAGAAAAGUAGAAUGCCACAAAGCCCAGGCAUCAUUCAAUACAAGGCCAACUGUCUGCUGCCAGUCUGGCAUAAGAUCACAUUGAAACUGCUAAGCAAUGGUACAUCCAGUUAAACAAAGUUCUUCCAAGAGAGUAAACUCAAGUCAUCUUAUACACAUAUUUGUUCUGGGUUGUGGGGGAUGACAGUUCAGCAGAGUCAGAUGUUCUAGAGCAGAGGUUCUCAACCCUGGCUGUAAAUUGGGAUCAUCUGGCCAGUUUUUGGUAUUAAAUCAGUGCAAAGGCCCUCACCUCAGAGAUUUGGAUUCAAUAGCUUCAGGUGGGACCUGCAAUCCAUGCUUUGUUUGGAACCUAAGGAAUGACUGUGAUGCGCAGCCAGGGUUGACAAGAGCCUUUAGUCUAGAGCUCGCAGCAGACCCUAUUUGCAAUCUUAUUUAAAAGAACAGCCUAGCAAAUGAAGGUGUUUUUAAAAAUUGCUAGUCAUGUGAAAUGAACUGAGUAUUGAUCAAUAAUACACACUGGGCAGCUGUGAGAGAGUUUGAUGCUCAUCUUUGUAGAACUCAAGAACAUACUCCAUAAAGUACAGCUGAAAAGAUCACGAAAACCUUGGAGCCUUCAAGGAGAGAGAAGGGUGACUUGGGGUAUGUAUGGGGAGAAUUAAAAACCUGUCAUCUUGGUUCCCGCUUGUGGGGAAUAAAGGGAAGGUAAUCUCUUAACUGAGCUGCUGACUAAUCAAGCAUGAAGGUUUCUGGGAAGCUGUUUUUUUUUUUAAUUUCACCUAGAGUUAAAUUAAUAGUCCCCUCUGCAGUUAGAUUUUCUUUCCCUUCACCUAUCCUGAUGCCUGAGUGCACAUUGGAUUCCUCAGAAUAAGGGUGGGUCCGUUUUCUGCAGGAGCAAAUUAGAAGGUUGUGGUCAUUUUGCAAUCACAUGGUGAUGAUGGUGGUUUCAGUAGUGGGUAAUUAAGGAGAUGCACACUUUUGUAUAGCCCUGACAGAAGACAAAAGCUGCCAUUCCUUUUAGUACACUUUUUGAGAACUAUCAGAAACCUAAACUUUCUCUCCUAGAGAAGAACAUUUGGAAUUUAAAUAGGCCACAUUUCUUCCUAGGAAACAAACAUAGGAAGGGCAUAUGGACCGGAGCAUCCAGGGUGGUCACUGGGUGAUCAAACGAGUGUUGAUGCCUAGAAGCCAGAAAUCACACUGCAACAUCAAAUGUUUCAUCAGGCAAACAGCAAGGAGCUCUUCAGGCUGUGUUCUCUAGACCCGAAAAUGUCCUCUGUGGUUUGGCUGACAAAUGGAAUCUCUUUAGAAAAUAUGCAAAAGGGUAUCUCAGCUAUCCAUGACGAUUCUGUCUAGGACAAAGAAUUAACAGUUCCUUCCAAAACAGAGGUCUGUUUCACGCCAUCCCCGCAUCCUGUCUCUCCCUGUCCUUGUCUGCAGUGGAAGUGAAUGUCAUCAUACCAGAAGUUUGAUGUGAACAAGUGAUUUCCAAAUGUAGAAACACCACCAAUGUACUUAGGGGGAUAAACAGUGGUAGGGUGUUAGAGCAUCUCAUCAGAGGAGAAAGUCACCCACUUGGAAACCUACCGUGUACCCGUCGUGAGUUAUAAGAGUGUAUCAGAAAGCUGAUUUUACCAUCUGUUGUGAAAGGUUAUCUGCAAUGAGGGCUGCUGGGACGUCAGCCUGCUGAUCUCACAAGUAUACUACUUCUUAUUCCACUUCAGAAGUGGGGAACUUGACAAGUUUCUUGUCUGCCUUUUGAUGUUGAUUCUAUAGAUUAAUUAGUUCAGGAACAAGUCUUUCAUAUACAUUAGACUGGUAUCACUGAGUUCUGAUCUCUUCUGUUGUUCUUCAACUGACAAUCUGGCUUGCCAGUGUCAGCUGCUACAUUCUGAUACAGGAAGUUGAAGGAAUCUAGUGGCCAAGAGUCGUAGUUUAGAAAUAACCCAUCUGAAUGCUGCUUUUACCACUUUGAUACCUGAAAAGACCAUCCUUCUUUCUAAAACCUGAAAACAACAUAUAGAGAAAUACUGUAGAAACCAAUUGUUAGUGUCUAACUAGGAAAAGCAAGUCGACUGACUCAUUGACAAUCCUUUCAAAACAAGACCUAGAGAUAAACCAUUUUUCCAGUUUCAAUUUCAUAGACAUUUAAAAAAAAAAACUAAGAAGCAUAUCUUGUCACCCAGUGCUAGCAAAAAUUGUAAAAGCAAAACCAAAGUUUUUGAUGUUAGUUUUAUUUUUGUGAGCAGGGUAUACUAUAGUUGUGGCCCCUAUGGAACACACAGGCAGCCAGUUUUCUGCUACCUGAGCCUUGGAGAAGAUGAGAAGGAAGGGCUGCCUGCUGUACUGCCCUUUGGAAAGGUCCAAAGCAGACAUGAGAGUACACAGCAGAAGUCACUUUCUCCUUCUGAUGACCACCUUUUAAAAGGCUUAACAGAAUCACCAAAUGUCAUGGUCACCUCUUGGCCAGUGGAAAAUUGUCUGGGCCUAUAUAUGUUGGAGGAACUCAGAUAGAAAAGGACUUGUAAACAGCAUGAAAACCUCAACAUCUGUUGUCUCAAGCACUUUUUUAAAAGGCCACAAUUCAGGUGUUACUGGAUGACUUAACUGCAUGGACAUUGGGGGCUGACUUGUGUUGUGAUUAUUCCAAUUGUGGGCUUUGGAGAAGCAGAGGGAUGAUUUUCAGUUAUGUGGGUGUUAAGUCUACGGAUUGGGAAUUUACCAUUGAAAUCGAUCAUUCAAAAUGUGACUUCAUAGUAGGGCCAGCUCCUCCUUAGUUGUCCUUUUGUUUUGUACAUAAAAUACAUCUGGUACUUCUUACUUGGAAAGUUGUACUAUAUCCAUGAAAAUGGUUAAAUGAGAAGCCCAUCAAGACUCAUCUAAUAGCUGAAAUGCAAUUUUUAAAAUAGAAUAGGAUGAAUUUAACAUGAAACGAUGUGACCUUCUAGGGAACUUUUUCUAGAGAGCUUACAUAUUGUAAUUGGGGAGAAUUUUGUCUUCUAUUUCCAUUCAACAGUAGCAAACUGGUAGUUUUAUAAAAUUAACAUUAUAGUAUGUUAUAUAAAUAAACAUUAUAUAAAAUGACAUUAAAGUAUGUUAUAACUGUGAAAAAUUGAAGACUUGGAGGUAUCCACAACCUUUAUGUGCAAUAAGGAAAACUGCAGUAGGCCCCCAAAGUGCUGUCUUUCCCUAGCAUUUUACUCAUUGUUUGCCUUUGUGUGUAUGUUUAGAUUGCUAUUGUAAAGCUAGCCAUGUGUGUUCCUGCCCUUUACUGAUAUUUAACACAUUUUCUGAAAGCUUUUGUUUUUUUACAAAAGUCAAAAUAAAACAACUAAUUGGCUGA
Molecule: messenger RNA, 9587 nt
Organism: Callithrix jacchus (white-tufted-ear marmoset)
Lineage: Eukaryota; Metazoa; Chordata; Mammalia; Primates; Cebidae
Gene: SLC9A7
Product: solute carrier family 9 member A7
Biological process (GO): sodium ion import across plasma membrane; proton transmembrane transport; potassium ion transmembrane transport
Cellular component (GO): recycling endosome; plasma membrane
Molecular function (GO): sodium:proton antiporter activity; potassium:proton antiporter activity
Source: RefSeq, a predicted model, not a curated record